CCUCUCUCUCUCUCUCUCUCUCUCUUUGCGCGCACGUCCAGCCUCCCUCUCCUCCCCUCACACCGUCUCCGAGGCUCUUGGAGGGAGGACGGAUAAACGGCGCUGACGGUACACCGGAUUUUGUGUCGUCGAUACCCGCAAGGAGGGAGGCUGAGGACUGCUACGGUGAUUUCGUGUCUCUCUCUCUCGACACCUUCACCACGUCCAUCCCCGGGAGCCGUAUCCAGACGCACUGUCCUGCUCUGUUCAUCUCUUCUUCUUCUUCUUUUUUUUAUAAUCAUCUUUGAGCCCCGCUUGGUUGGGUUUUUGGUAUUUUUUUUUUCAUUUGCCUCUGCGCUCCAGCGGAUAAAAGAAAAAAGGAGAACGAACAUUUGGGUGGAGAACCGACUUUUUUUUUCUUCUUUUUUUUUACCCUUCCUUCUCCACGCGCAUAAAAAAAAACAGAAAGAAACUGGGUUUUCCAUCAGUGGAUGUGUUGGACAUCUGAUGUAACACGCAUCGCUAUAUAGUUGGGAAGAAGUGAGCCUUUUCUCUACUGGCUCGUAUGUAUUGGGGGAAUUUCCUUGGACAGACGGGCUGCGCACGGACUCUCUCACACUUCCACCGAGGCGGAUCUGUGUCACUGUGCAGAGGAGGAAAAUCAACACCACAACAGAUAAUCAACGCCAGUGAUGAGCUAAAGGCCCGGUGAUUGGAGGAGAGAGGGAAUGAACAAAUCGUGAGAUCGAGAACAAGAACAAGGAGACGAAAGGCAGCGGGGUGAAAAAAGCCGGUGAUGAGAAUCCACAGCAACAGGCCGCCAUCUCAGCUAAUGAAGUAAAAAAAACCAACAACUCAUCAACGACAUCUUGUCAGCAAAGAACAGGAUCUCGCCUCGGUGGGAGCGGAGCUCCACUGAGAGGAAGCAGAAAGCCGGGGGUCGACGCGAACGCGCUCGGGUUGCUCCGGUUGGACAAGAACCUCCAGUGGCCACGAUGAAGCGGCAGGGCCUCGGGCUGCUCAGAGCCCUCCUGGUGCUGCUGGGCGUUGCUGCGCUCUGCAGCGUCGCGUUAGGAACCCGGAAAGGAAACGCUUCCGUGGACGAAAGGAGCCACAGACACAGACACCCAGGUCACUUGUCGCUGCACAGACACAGACAGAGGACGGGGAAGGAAGGCCAGGUGCUCCACAGGUCCAAGCGAGGAUGGGUCUGGAAUCAGUUCUUCGUCAUUGAGGAGUACACCGGACCCGACCCAGUUCUGGUGGGCAGGCUCCACUCAGACGUGGACUCGGGCACGGGCUACAUCAAGUACAUCCUUUCCGGCGAGGGCGCGGGAACGAUCUUCGUGAUCGAUGACAAGACGGGCAACAUCCACGCCACGAAAACCCUGGACCGCGAGGAGCAGGCCCAGUACACGUUAACGGCGCAGGCGGUGGAUAGGGACACCAACAAGCCCCUGGAGCCUCCGUCAGAGUUCAUCGUGAAAGUUCAGGACAUCAACGACAAUCCUCCGGAGUUCCUACACGGGCCGUAUUACGCCCGGGUGCCCGAGAUGUCCAACGUUGGUACCUCGGUGAUGCAGGUGACAGCGACGGACGCCGACGACCCCACCUACGGCAACAGCGCCCGGCUGGUGUACAGCAUUCUGCAGGGACAACCGUACUUCUCCGUGGAGCCUCAGACAGGUAUCAUUCGUACCGCCCUGCCCAACAUGGACCGCGAGGCGCGCCAGGAGUACGACGUGGUCAUCCAGGCCAAGGACAUGGGCGGUCACAUGGGGGGGCUGUCGGGCACCACCGAGGUCAAAAUCACCCUGACGGACGUGAACGACAACCCUCCAAAGUUCACAGAGAGUGUGUAUCCCAUGUCGGUGUCAGAGGACAAGGUGCCGGGGGAGGAGGUGGGUCGGCUGAAGGCCAAAGACCCCGACCUGGGAGACAACGGACUGGUGAACUACCGCCUGAUAGACGGAGACGGACUGAGCAUGUUUGAACUGAGCACCGACUCGGAGACCAGAGAGGCCGUCAUCAAACUGAAGAAGAUGGUGGACUAUGAAACCAAGAGGAUGUACACUUUGAAGGUGGAGGGAUCCAACCCUCACAUUGACCCUCAGUUCAUUGCCUGGGGGCCUUAUAAGGACGAAGCAACAAUAAAGAUAUCAGUGAAGGAUGCAGACGAGCCUCCUGUGUUUGUAGCUCCCAGUUACACUUUUGAGGUGGAAGAGAACGCGCCCGAAGGCACCCCGGUGGGACGGGUCCACGCCAAAGACACCGACGUCGCCAACAAUCCUGUCAGGUACAUGAUCCCUCGGUACACCGACGUCGAGCAGUUCUUCAGCGUAAACGCAGAAGACGGCAUGAUCACCACAACGAGACCGCUGGACAGAGAAGCACAGCUCUGGCACAACAUAUCUGUGUCGGCAACAGAGAUAGGAGGCCACCACCAGGACACAAAAGUGCGUGUUAACAUCAAAGUGAAAGAUGUGAAUGACAACUCCCCAGAGUUCGCCACCAACAACGAAGUCCUCAUGUGUGAAACUGUCUCGCCGGGCAAGGUCAUUGAAACAGUGAGUGCAGUGGACAAAGACGAGAUGGCUCACAGACAACACUUCACGUUCAGCCUCGCCCCCGAAGUCGCCCACAACCACAACUUCUCGCUCAAAGACAACCGAGACAGCACAGCCAGCAUCUAUGUGCUCCGCAAAGGGUUCAGCCGCCUCACGCAGGACGUGUACUACCUCCCCAUCGAGAUCAACGACAACGGCUUCCCGGCCCUGAGCAGCACCAACACGCUGACCAUCCGAGUGUGCUCCUGCGACAGCAAGGACACCAUCCUCUCCUGCAACGUGGAGCCCUACGUGCUCCCCGCCGGCCUCAGCACCGGGGCGCUGAUCGCCAUACUGGCCUGCAUCGUCAUCCUGCUGGCGAUCGUGGUGUUGUUUGUCGCGCUGCGGCGCCAGAAGAAGGAGCCGCUGAUCGUGUUUGAGGAGGAGGACAUCAGGGAGAACAUCAUCACCUACGACGACGAGGGGGGCGGCGAGGAGGACACGGAGGCUUUCGACAUCGCCACACUGCAGAACCCAGACGGUGCAAACGGUUUCCUGCCGAGGAAGGACAUCAAGCCGGAGCUUCAGUAUCCCCUCAGGCCCGGCAUGGGGCCUACGGCGGCCAACAGCGUCGACGUGGACGACUUCAUCAAGAGCCGAAUCGCGGAGGCCGACAGCGACCCGACCGCGCCGCCCUACGACUCCAUCCAGAUCUACGGCUACGAGGGCAGAGGAUCGCUGGCUGGCUCACUGAGUUCCCUCGAGUCUGUCACGACAGAGUCCGACUUGGAUUAUGACUAUCUGCAGAGUUGGGGGCCGAGGUUUAAGAAGCUGGCGGAUUUGUACGGGACCAAAGACUGCUCCAUUGACGACGCGGACGAUGGCGAGGACUCUUAACAGUGGUCUCCGCGAGUGGACGCCCGACCCCCCCCCCCCCCCCCCCCCCCAACUGAUUCGUCGAUUCAACGAGGAUUUGUUAACUGAGGCUUAACACUUCCCGGUUCCCGAUUGCUACCGACCGAUCAGUUCAUGCCAACUUGUCAACGAACGUUAACGGCUCUUCCUUCCCCGGCGAUUUCGUUUAUGAACAAAUAAUGAACGCUUGGACUCGAACCCCUCCCGAAAUCCCCCCCCCCCCCCUUCCUGUAUCUCGUUCCUUCUCUCUAUUUCUACAGACUUGAGCAUUGUAGGGCUGGGAGAUUUGUCAUGUCACCAUUUGUCUGUUUGUAAGUAACUUGCUGGGGGGGGGGGGGGGGGGGGGCGCUGUGGGAACAAUGUUGCUGUAUGAUCAAAAUGACUUGCUUAUAGCAAAAGUGUUCAGUUCAUUAGAGUUUCAAGAGACUUUUGUGGAAUGGAUUCGCCUCCUUCCUCACUUGUUGCUGGGAGACAUUUUAAUUCCUUAGCAUUGUCCUGAGUGGUCGUCGCGGGUCACAUGGUGGCGCUCUUUGGAUUGGAUGUAAAAGAGAACGUUAGCGUGGGAAUCCAGCGACUGCCUGAUCUUACGAGAAAGGAAUUGAAAGGUAACAAUGCGUCAGUAGACAAAUGCUUUUUUUCUCCCUCCUUUUUCCCCCGAAUCCGCGGUUGUGUGUGCAGACUUCAGCAGGUACUUUGAUUUCGACGGCGUGACAGACUCUGGGUUGUUGAUACUUUGAAGAUGCUCGCAGCGUCUACGCAGUAUGGUGGCCUUAUAAUAAAUAAACAACAACUCCAGGGGUAAACACAACAAGGGGAUUCAUAGAGGCCGUGAAGCUAGCUUCAGUAGCGACACACAGACAGAGCGAAGCCAACGCGAGGACUGAGCGUCUACGAAAAAAAUGCUCCUCACCCCAUUUUUUGGUUUCACUCCCAAAAAGAGACAAACGAAAUAUGGAUUCAAUUCAAAGACUGUGGAUGGUACUUUUUGUUUUCAUUCUUCACUGGAGAGAAGACAUGACGCCCAGCCCCCCACCCCCCGUACCGUACGCUCCCCCCUGCCCCCCCCCCGCCCCCCAAUUCCUCCCCAUCAACAAUCACGCCCCCACACCACCAAGUCCACCAAUGAAUGAUCCCGCGCUCAUUCGGAGUCCACCAAUGAUGAUCAAUCACGACGAGGUUUUGAAACAGAAAAAAAACAAACAACCUGUGAGCUCUAAAAAUCGCCUUAAACCUAAAAUGGACACUCUUGCAACGCAGUGCAUUCUGUUUUAUCUUCUUUUCUUUUUGGUUUUUCUUUUUGUAACACGAAAAAAAAGUAUAUCCAGAACGCAAACUAUUCUCCAUGUUAGGUAUGUACAGAGCGAUGUGCAGACACGUGAUGAAUCACUAUCGAGCAGCCGACGCUUAAAAUGGAAUGUGUGCCGGUUCUGCCGGCGUCUUCAAAUGUAGGUCCGAGGAGUCGCGCGUCGUGUUCAUUUCCCCCCCGACACCGGCUCGGUCGGCGGCGACAUCUGUUGUAUCAACACGUGUUGCUCUCGUGCGCAUAAAAAUGUGCAGAGUGGGAAAUAACACACGGUGCGUUUCUCGGAGCCACAUCUACAAAAGGGGCGGAAACCGGAACUUCCUCUUUUUUUUAAGCAUGUCGGUUCUUGUUCAAUCACUCUCCUUUUUUUAUGUUAUUAUAUUAUUCUGGUUAUUAUUAUUGUUGUUGUUUUUUUAUUAUUAUUAUUAUAAUUAUUAUCAUUAUUAUUAUGUCAAGGUUUUUUCUUUGUUUGGCUGCAGCUACACAGGAGCAGAUUCACGUUUAACUUUUUGCAGCUCAGAUUUGAAGUUCUGUGGUUGUGUCGACGUGGAGAGACCACGUGGAAUAUGAUUUUUGAGUUAUGGACAGCUAUGAGAAAUGUACUGCCAAAAGUUAAAUCUCAGCUUUGGUUGACGCCUGUGUGAAUACAACCUUUUCUUUCUGUGUUUUCUCUUUUGUUUUUUUCAUUAUUUGGCGUUUUGUCGUUCUUUCUCCCUGUUCCAAGAGGAAAAACUAGCAAUCUUGUGUUUGUGGCAGCGAGAGAACGCCGCGUUUUCAAUUCUCUGUCAAGUUUUAUGGUACCGAUUUGUACAAUUUUAAAAGUUCUUAUUUUAGUAUACAUGCAGAAUAUUCCAGUAUUACAACAAAAACAUGUUAAGGAGAUAAGAUUACAAAAAAAAAAUGUUACAGCAUCACACUUAUAUUUUCUGAACAUUGUACCGUCGCUUUACUAUGUGCUUCAAUCUCCGAAGCGAAAAAAAACUUUGAAAUAAAUGCUCUUUUUAUAAAAUGA
Scophthalmus maximus (turbot) is the source of this 5755-nucleotide messenger RNA. It is a transcript of the gene cdh11, whose product is annotated as cadherin 11, type 2, OB-cadherin (osteoblast). The record is from RefSeq and is a predicted model, not a curated record. Gene Ontology annotation, biological process: homophilic cell-cell adhesion; multicellular organism development; cell morphogenesis. Gene Ontology annotation, molecular function: cadherin binding; calcium ion binding. Bases 975 to 3422 code for a protein of 815 amino acids. Lineage: Eukaryota; Metazoa; Chordata; Actinopteri; Pleuronectiformes; Scophthalmidae. Gene Ontology annotation, cellular component: catenin complex; adherens junction; plasma membrane. The transcript has 16 exons.